This is a messenger RNA of Amorphotheca resinae ATCC 22711, 720 nucleotides long. RefSeq lists its product as hypothetical. Bases 170 to 604 code for a protein of 144 amino acids. The transcript has a single exon. The record is from RefSeq and is a predicted model, not a curated record. Lineage: Eukaryota; Fungi; Ascomycota; Leotiomycetes; Helotiales; Amorphothecaceae.
GAUUCCCGACAGCCCAUCCGGUCUUGACACCGAUCACUGAACUUCAGCCUAUCAAGGUACCCUUGGGGGCCUAUACAAAUCGGCCAACCGGACUUUCAGACCCCACGAGUCAAGGCGCAAGUUUUGAGGGGUCUGGCUUGUAUCAGGAAAACCUGGCAGGGGCCUUUAGAUGACAGCCCCAGACAAGGCUGUUGACUCGAUCGAGCAGUUGCAGGCCGUCGGCUCGAUUGUCUUCCUCUCUUAUACCUCUGGGGUCUCUGCACUGCCCCUCUUCUACCUUUUUCGCGUCGUCCGAAUCGCAUUUCUUGCUUUCUUUAUUCGGCCAGUCACUCUUUCGCAGCCCUUUUCCUCAUUUCGCUUUUCUCUGCUCUAUAUACUGGGAGCUGGCUCUCAUCUACUCCAGCCUGCGCCGAUCACCCAAAGAGUUUGUUUCUAUUUUUUGCAUAGAACAACUCAUCACACUCAUUUCCGCCCUCCCAGGUAUACGAUUCUAGUAAUCUGUAACUACAUCUUCAUCACAGGGCAUCUCUAUACAGUUUCGGUUCAACUGGGCGGGGCACAAAAAAUUUACGCACUCCUUAAACUUACCCGAAGGAUAGUAUAACAUUUUGAGUUGCACACUUACCGAUCUUAUCAAGCCUGGUGAGCUAUACAAAGCCUAUACCCUUCAACUUAACCGGUUCACUCUUGCUACCUGGCCUAUGCAUUGUCCAACACUUU